Messenger RNA from Capsella rubella, 856 nucleotides. RefSeq lists its product as uncharacterized. Bases 101 to 757 code for a protein of 218 amino acids. The transcript has 6 exons. The record is from RefSeq and is a predicted model, not a curated record. NCBI's taxonomy places the organism in Eukaryota, Viridiplantae, Streptophyta, Magnoliopsida, Brassicales, Brassicaceae.
UCUCCGGAAGAAGACCAAAUCUGCAAAUUCAUCAUCAACAAACUCAAUUUGUCUUCAAAUCUUCCUCCAUAGGCUGAAGAGUACAUAGCAAGAAUCGAAAAUGGAUGUUGUGCAAAGAAAAGUGAACACGUUUGGAAGAAAAGUUGCUUCUUUCCCUCAUAUUGACGCUAUUGGAAGAACUCUCUUUGCUUCAUCUUUUUUUCUCACUUCAUGGAAUGACUAUAUGGAGCUCAAAUCCAAUUGGGAAGGAGGAGAUGAUUACUGGAGACCAAAGUUAGGUUAUUCAGGAGAUCAAAUUAAGCAUCUUAUGAUAGUUAGUAUCAUAGUGAAGACGCUUGGUGGACUUAUCUUUAUCUAUGGCAGCUUCUUUGGAGCCUUCCUCUUGCUUAUGUACCAAGGUAUUGCGACGAUGAUCCACCAUGAUUUCUACAACCAUCGUAUCGACACUGAGGAAUUUGGACUGCUCUAUCACAAAUUGAAAAGGAUUCUGAACGAAACUGUGUCGUACGAAACUGCAUACAAUUUCUACAAAUCAGACUUCGACCAGCAGCAAAUAGAGCAAGUCAAAUCAAAAUUCCGGGAGCUUGCGGAUCACGCUAUGACAAACCCUGCCUUGUUCGGACAAAAUAAUGAGUUUGUUCGUCAGUUCUUAAGCUUCCUCAAAGGAUUGGCCGUAGUAGGAGCUUUGCUAUUUUUCGUUGAUAUGAAGCAUCGACUCAACAAGGCCAAGAAGCAAUCCAAAGUUAAAACAGACUAAAAAAACUUAUAAGCCAUUUCAAAUGCGUCGUGUUUAUGUUAUAAUUUACUGGAUUCGAUUCAUCUUUUGACCCAAUGAACAAAAACGUUAUAUUUAUUA